UCAUAAAACACGAAUAAUCAAUAUGAUAUGCUGUUUAUGAAACAUUUUAUGAAUUGUUUACUCAUCCCACGCGAACAAAAAACAAUUUAAUGUAUAUUGAUGAUUGGGCCACACAUCAUCGUACCACCAAUUAGUUGUCAUGUGAUCGAGAGUAAACAGCAAUCCAUCAGCCAGUCAUGGAAUUGUAUUCAAUUAACAAGGGGAAAUUUAAGGCAUAACUAUGAAUACAAACUUAAAGUUUUUAAAACGUCUAUUGAUUCGAUUAUUGAUCUACAUCUGUCAGGGCAAAGAUUUACUUGCUUGGUGAGUUUUGGAAUUCAAUUUCGCUUUACAUAGCUUUGAAGGUGACAUGUGCAAUUGGACAACUGAAGGCGUGGAGGUGAGAGCUUUGGUUAAAAUAUGUUCGAAACAUCAAUAUCAAAAGAUUUAUUUGUAAGUUCUUUGUAUCAUAUUCAAAUUCAUAUAUAUCACGCACAAUUUCAUGAUAAAAAAUAGUUUAGAACCAUCCAAGAAAAGGGAUCCGUUUUGAGAAGUCUGCCAGUACAGUGUUUAAAAAGGCUGUUUUAUCAAAUGUUCUUACAUUCUUAUGUAACGUGUUUGGACCUUUGGGGAAUCCUUUCAGCUAUGUGCAAUAUGUAACACUGAUAUGUGCACUCACUUUUUUUGUGGAACUCGGCUAUAAUAUCUCCAGAACGCAUCUCAAGUUGAUAUUAAUGAAUGACGAUAUGGAUUUACUUUACCGUCUUCUACUCUUGGAUUUUACAGCAAUUCUUGUGACAGCGAAUCCUAUGAUGUUUAAUGCAACGCUAAGCGUAAUAGGUUAUUUCGGGUCACAAAACUGGCAAAAUAUGGUAGUAGGUAACGCUAAUGCGUCAUGGAUAGAUGCGUUCGAAGAGUGUAGAUCACUUGGUUACUCCAUCGCGACAGCAUCAUCUACCGGAAAUAAGUUCCUACAUCUCCGCAACUUCCUAUUCCUUCAUCACCCAGAAUUUAUAAACGUGCCACUAUGGACUGGAAUGUUGAAACCUAACCUAGACGACGCAUGGUAUCUUCGGGAUCAGUGUGACAAAACAGUGAACGAAAAUGUAAAAAAUACUUAUGUAAACAAUACCGUUGGUGACAGACAAUGUCUGCUAAUCAAUAUGUCAGUGAAUGCAGUGAGGAUGGCGUACACCUGGUAUGCUUCGUCCUGUUUCGAGCACCAUCCGUUCAUUUGUGAACAAACUAUCGGGAGCAGACCUGUGGAUUCAUAUGAAGACAUGCAGCUACAACAUAUUGACAGUGACACAUCCGUGACUAUAUCGUCAAAUACGACGGUUGAAGACUGCAAGAGAAAACUGGAAGUGGUUUCAAAUGUAUUUACUGCUGAAUAUAAUUCCACUUCUAAACAGUGUACCUCAUAUACUAGAUAUGCUAUCGACCUACCGAUUGAAGUUAAUUUGACCGUCUUCAGUGAGGAUAACACCACUAUCUCGUUUGUGAAGAGCGCGGAAAAUAUCGUUGAUGUGAUUCAGAUGUCGAAUGUUGGUUAUACUGACAAUUAUCAAAUUACAGAUUUACCAUGUUACGGGUAUGGUGAAACAACAGAAACAACUAUUGUCCCAGAUUCUACAGGUUAUGACUACGACAUUCUAACAGAAACUACAACAGCUCCUACUCCGUCUUUAGGAGAUUAUUACUACGAUACUCUAACAGAAACUACAACAGAUCCUACUCCUUCUUUAGGAGUUUCUAGCUUCGGUGGACCAACAGAAACCGCCAUUUUUCCUACUUCAUCUGCAGCUGUGACCAUUGUAACGACCACUUCAACUUUGGAUAGUUCCAGCUCACUGAAUCAGUGGAUAUCUAUAGCAAAGGAGGAGAACAUCGUUAACGAGAAGACCCUAUCGUCUUAUCGCAAUAAACGUGUGAGCGCUUAUGACAGUCGCCCCUCCUCCCAGGCCAUGGGUGUGCUGGGUGCUGUAUUUAUUGCUGCUGUGGUUAGUCUUAUCGUCAUGUCAGAUUUACCAAAUAUAAUACGAGAUUUACGACGUGAUUUACAUGAGCGUAAAUCUAAUAAAACUAAGAGGACACUACACGACGUGUUAUUUUACAAAACAAAACCUCCAUGUACACGUCGAUCCUCGGUGUGAUAAAUAUAAAGCACGGCUUAAAAUAAGUGAAACCGUUAUGUUUUUACCACAUUGUAUACUAUUUUAAAUUUGUACUCCAACAUUACUAUGAAUGAAAUAAAUAUAUUUUUCAAAGUUGGAUUAGUUAGUAAUGUAUGUAUGUGUGUUUAUGUAUGUAUAUACAAACAAAAACAUGUUUGUUUUGAGAAGAUUGAAAAAAGUUACAAGGAUAAGAAGACAGGGUGUUCCGUAAGGGUAAGAAUAUUAUGCUUCAUCGGAACAUCCGCCAUAUCUCACGUUUGUAUGUGCUGGUAGGUCAUGUUAGAAGUUAAUCUAAUACCAAGAGUAAGAACCGAAUGAUUUAUUAAAGCGACAGUAUUUGCCAUUUUCUUUUAUUAAUUACUAUUUAUAAAAAAACUCUUAAAAAGUAUAAAAGACGGGACACGCUUUGUUUUUAGGUAGAAUAUUUCCUUAAACAUCCCAAUUUGAUAGGUAUAUGUUCUCAUCAUGAUAUGUUGGUCUCUGUUAGAAAUGGCAUUUUAGUAAUAUACAUGUUGAUGUAUCUCCUUAGCAGGAAGGAAUUUAUUCAUAUUAUUGAUGACGGCAUAACCGAUGGAUGUUUUUACUUGCUUUAUUCAACUGUUAAAUUUUUACUUAUAACUAGGAGAACUUGCUUUCUUUAACUUAGUCUUCAGCGUACCAUGAAAAUGCUAAAUUCUUUAUUCUUUAGCAACUUUAUUAAUAACUUAUGCAAAUUAUCCCGCAUGGCACAUACAUGAAAAGCUGCCAAAUUAAAUAAUCUAAAAGUACUUUCUAAUAGUACGUAUGUGUAGUUUUGCGAGAAAAAUCUUAAUUUGAUGAGUAUACCUUUAUAUUCGCCAAACACUUCCAGUACAAUUGCAUUUUAUCUGACCAUUACAUUACUUUUGCGAUAUACGAACUUCACAAAUCUCUACGGAGGCACGGCGUUCUAGUGGUAGGACACAGGGCUGCGUGCCCAAAGAGUCGCUAGUCCUGACACGGGCCCUUUGUCGUAUCCUAGAACAAGAUACUUUACUAUGUUAUGUUCCAGUCAACUCACCUAUAAAUGGGCACGUGGUAGGGCAGUUCAGGAAGUGCCAUGUUUCAGCCACUAGCGCCGAAAUGGCAGCUCCAGCUGUAUGCUCCCCUGGCUGGUUGCUAAGGGCCCAAUAACCACAUAUAAAAGUUUUUGAAGAUUUUUCUAUCGCUAUGAUAUAGCAGUAUACUCGUAUAAAACUCAAAAUUAUAACUAUUAUUGUUUCCGAUAUUACAAAUGAUAUUUAUCACUUCCAAUAGCCAUACAAAGAAUAUCUUAAAAAGGACUAAAUUACCCAUAUCUUUGAACCGACGAAGGCCAUGCUAAUGAAUUGACUUAUAUUAUCAAUAUAGUGACUAAUAUAGAAAUCAAAAG
Molecule: messenger RNA, 3543 nt
Organism: Pecten maximus
Lineage: Eukaryota; Metazoa; Mollusca; Bivalvia; Pectinida; Pectinidae
Exons: 11
Coding region: 714-2132 (472 amino acids)
Source: RefSeq, a predicted model, not a curated record